Molecule: messenger RNA, 816 nt
Organism: Thlaspi arvense
Lineage: Eukaryota; Viridiplantae; Streptophyta; Magnoliopsida; Brassicales; Brassicaceae
Source: the annotation of a GenBank genome assembly
AUGAAUACCCGAGAUGAAGUAGGCGAAUUCACUCAAAUCUUCAUCGCUUUAAUGGGUCUAAUGAGGAGAUUCAUAUUCAGAAUUCUAUGCGUCGGUCCAAUCCCAAAUCACAUCUCAUUCAUCAUGGAUGGGAACCGCAGAUUCGCUAAGAAACACAAACUUAAAGGCCUAGACGCAGGACACAGAGCCGGUUUCGUAUCCGUGACAUAUAUCCUGCAGUACUGCAAAGAGAUUGGUGUACCGUACGUAACAAUCUACGCGUUUGCUGUCGAUAAUUUCAGGAGAGAAGCUCAAGAGGUCAAGUGUAUGAUGGAUCUGAUGCUGGAGAAAGUUGAGCUCUCGAUUGAUCAAGCUAACUCCGGGUAUCUAAAAGGCGUGAGAGUUAUCUUCGCCGGUGAUAUGAAUUCCAUAAACGAGCCUCUUAGGGUCGCGGCGCAGAGACUGAUGGAAGUCACCAAGGACAAUAGAGGUCUGACGGUUGUGGUUUGCGUUGCUUACAGCACAAGUCACGAGAUUGUUCACGCUGUUCGAGAAUCUUGUUUGAGAAAGUGUGAUAAUGGAGAUGGUCCUCUAGUUUUGGAGGUGAGUGAUGUUGAAGAGUGUAUGUAUACAACGAUUGCUCCGGAUCCGGAUCUUCUAAUAAGAACCGGAGGACGAAAUCGGCUGAGUAACUUCAUGACGUGGCAGACUUCAGGGUCCCUCCUUCAUACCACGGCGGCUCUUUGGCCGGAGUUAGGGCUCUGGCAUAUGGUUUGGGCUAUUCUUAAAUUCCAGAGGAUGCAAAAUUACUUGCAGAAGAAGCAGAAGCUCGACUAA